Molecule: messenger RNA, 3825 nt
Organism: Canariomyces notabilis
Lineage: Eukaryota; Fungi; Ascomycota; Sordariomycetes; Sordariales; Chaetomiaceae
Exons: 3
Coding region: 217-3825 (1202 amino acids)
Biological process (GO): mitotic spindle assembly checkpoint signaling; meiotic sister chromatid cohesion, centromeric; protein phosphorylation
Cellular component (GO): nucleus
Molecular function (GO): protein kinase activity; ATP binding
Source: RefSeq, a predicted model, not a curated record
CGGGUGUUGAUUGUGAUCGCGCAUCCCUGGCCUCGACGACGGUUCAUCUUACGCGUCUUCUCUUUUCCACGAAGGCUUUGAUGUUACGCUUGCGAGUGCUCAUCAGAUUAGGUAGGUGAGACGGUCUGAAAUAAACAUCAACGGCGCUCUUGUCCGCAUUUUGCGGCUCUCUUUUCACUACUUUUCUUGUCCCUCCUAAAAACAACCGCUUGCGUCAUGGCGUCAGGCAACCUCAUCGACUUCGAUAUCAUCGAGGGCCACAAGGAAAACAUUCAGGCCCUCCCAAGCGGCCGGUCUGCUAAGAAGCUUGCCGAGUUGUUCUCUCCGUCGCCUCUCCAGGCACGGUCAUCCCCGGCGCCCUUGGGCAAUAAGGACAUCAAUGACGAGACACGCGCCAGAUUCGAGGCCGAACUUGCCGCCAUUUCCGAAUCGGACGACCCCCUUGACAUCUACGAUCGCUAUGUGCGCUGGACACUGGACACAUAUCCCUCGGCGCAGGCCACACCGCAGUCCCAGCUGCACACGCUGCUUGAGCGCGCAACCAAGACCUUUGUCAGCUCGGCGCAGUACAAGAACGAUCCACGAUACCUGAAGAUGUGGCUGCACUACAUAAACUUCUUCUCAGACGCACCCCGCGAGACGUUUGUAUUCCUGUCGCGGCAUUCCAUCGGCGAAACGCUCGCGCUAUUCUACGAGGAGUACGCCGCUUGGCUGGAGGGCGCCGGCCGCUGGGCCCAGGCAGAAGAGGUUUACAAGCUGGGGAUUGAGCGCGAGGCGCGUCCCGCAGCACGCUUGCUCCGCAAGUUCGGCGAGUUCGAGCAACGGCGGGCGCAGCAAGGCCAGGCCGAUGGACCGUCGUCGCCAGCGCUGCCGGCGGCGCGCCCGGCCCUUGCAGCCAAGAUUGAUCCGUUUGCUGCUGCCGCUGCAGUGCGCGACCCCCAGGCCCCGCGACAAACCAGCGGACUCGGUGCGCAGUCGUCAAAGCCUGCGCGGUCCAAGCUCACCAUCUUCUCCGAUGCCGACCAGGGAGCGACGGCGCCGGCAAUGUCGUCUAGGGGCGCAGGAUCUAAGGGGUGGGAAAGUAUUGGGUCUCUAGCCGACCGUAAGAAGGAGAACGCCAUGGAACCUAAGCCGUGGGCGGGAGAGACACUGAAAGCGGGAGGGAAAAAGAGUAGUGGAGCGAAGCUGGCUGUGUUCAGAGAUCCGUCAUUGUCUCAGCAGCUCUCUCAAUCACACAUUCCUAUCCACCAUGCCAAAGUUCAAGUAACGGUAAACCCGAGCAACGGGAAACGGGAGCGCGUGUUUGUCGACCUGCGGGUCAUUUACCCGACCCCCGAAGAGCCAGGUACCGAGUUGAGCUUCGAGGAGAUAUGGGCUGCUAACCGCGGAUGGCUUGGUCGCGAGUGGGAGAAUGAGAUCCCAGAAGAGCCACCCUCAUUCGCAGACGAAAAUGCUGCUCCUGAUGUGAAUGCUUUAGCCAACGGACUCUCUGCAAAGCUGGGAAUCUACCAUGACGUUGUCAGGCUCGAUGAGAAUGGUGCCCCUAUCUAUGAAAGGGAGGCGAAGCCCAAAAAGAAGAAGGUGAUUGAGGUUAAUGCGACACAAAUCAUCAAAGCGAAGCUGGACUCUCCUUCAGGCCCAAAGAUGAAGAAGAAGAGGCGAUCUAUGGCUGAGCCUACCAUGACGGUCCACACCAAGGCAGCGACUGAGGACAUCUACGACAUAUUCAAUGCGCCAAUCAAGCCAGCUAAUGAGGGAAUUGACGCCAGUGACGAUGAACGAGGUUACGAAUCUGACGACUACACCAGCGGUGCCGAGAGUACCGUGACGACACAGAAUUUUCCCGCAAGCGAUGCAGCUGACGACAAAGAUGAAACCGAGGCUGGUGUCGACGACGACGCUCUGGAUGCGAGGAGCGUUACCAGUGAGUGGUCGGAAUUCUCAAUGUCAAAGCACGUCCCCGGUUUUGGUGGAGACGUUACGGAGAGGAACGACACUCGGGUGUCCGAUCUGAUUGAUAUCCACGAGCCUGGUGAUGACGCCUCGGAAAAGACCGGCCCUCAGGAUUAUCAAGAGGAUGAGGAUGGCGAAGAUCCGGAUGAGCCUCCUAGGACGAGGACCAUCUUCGUGCCAAUUCCUCCAGAAGACUAUGUCCCUACACGUCGGCCAUACCGGGAUCCCGUCGAGGCGGCUAACAACCGUCUCCCCUUUAUGACCCCUAUCACGGAGAGAACUGAAACUUCUUUGGACGUUACUCUGCACGGCAAGACGCCUUGUAGGAGCCAUGACAGGGUACUUCCGCUCGAGGAGGAAGAUGAGGUGGAGGAGGACAACAUUGACCUUGGGCCACUUAGCAGUCCGGUGAGAGAGGUCGUCGAACAGGAGAUGCCCAAGGAUACAGUUCCUCAGCCACUGCUUCCGAAAGCGAAGCCCACCACGACAGCUAAACCAUUUGCUACAAAGGUGCUGGGACCCAAGGGUCCCAUUAUCAAGGAUGCUCAGUGCAAUCCGGUGGACGACGGCAUUCGGGCCGAAAUUCUUGCCAAAAUACACCCUCCGCUGAGCUCAUACGAAGGCUUCUAUGACCACCGAAACGAGAAGUCCGGGAAGGGGCCCGAGAUCCGCAAGUUUGCGAAGGCCACUGCCAAGGGCAACAGGAGCAGCACUGACAAGACACUGAACCUUGCGCCUUGGGUUGUCCUCCAAUUCCCAGACACGAAAUCCAAGUACACCAUCAAAAAAGAGCUUGGCGCAGGUGCUUUCGCGCCCGUAUAUCUUGUUGAAAGCUCACACCCAGACAAUCAUCACCCUUCGUCAGAAGAGGGCAACGACGAGAACGCGCCGGUAGCGCUCAUGGGCCGCGGCGCCUUCGCGAGCGCGCACAACCAUCGCAGCGAACGCGAGGCGCUCAAGAUGGAGGACCCCCCGACGCCGUGGGAAUUCUACAUGAUGCGGCUCGCGCACUCGCGGCUCGGCCCGCAGCACCGUGCGGCGGCCUCCAUCUCGCCUGCGCUCGAGAUGCACCUGUACCAAGACGAAGGCUUCCUCUUCCUGCCCUACCACCCGCACGGCACCCUGCUCGACGUGGUCAACCUCUUCCGCGGCGAGGCCUCGGGCGUCAUGGACGAGCAGCUGGCCAUGUUCCUCGCCAUCGAGCUCCUGCGCACCGUCGAGGCGCUGCACGCAAAGCAGCUGCUGCACGGCGACAUCAAGGCCGACAACUGCCUUUUGCGGCUGUCGGAUCCCCUGGACAUGAACAUGAACAAUAACGAGCAGCAGCAGCAGCAGCAACUCUCGGUCAAAUGGCACCGGUCCGGCAGCGGCGGAUGGUCCGCGCGGGGGAUCACGCUCAUCGAUUUCGGGCGGGCGAUUGACAUGCGGGCGUUUGCGCCCCACACGCAGUUUGUGGCCGACUGGAAGACGUCGGCGCAGGACUGCGCCGAGAUGCGCGAGGGCCGGCCCUGGACCUGGCAGAUUGACUACCACGGCCUGGCGGGGACCUUGCAUUGCUUGCUGUUUGGCAAGUACAUUGAGACGGUGCGUUGCGAUGCCGGCGGCCUGCCCGGGGCGGCCGGCAGGCGCUACAAGAUCCGCGAGAGCCUCAAGAGGUACUGGCAGACCGAUAUCUGGGCUGAGUGCUUCGAUCUGCUCCUCAACCCGGGCGCGCAUGUUCAGGCUGAGGAUGGUGGGAAGAUGCCCGUUCUGAGGGGCAUGCGGGCCGUUAGGGAGAAGAUGGAGGCGUGGCUUGAGGGGAACUGCGAGAGGGGGGUUGGGCUAAGGGGGUUGAUGGGCAAGGUGGAAGCUUGGGCGAGGGGGAGGAAGUGA